Molecule: messenger RNA, 772 nt
Organism: Physcomitrium patens
Lineage: Eukaryota; Viridiplantae; Streptophyta; Bryopsida; Funariales; Funariaceae
Product: glutaredoxin
Biological process (GO): cellular response to oxidative stress
Cellular component (GO): cytoplasm
Molecular function (GO): glutathione disulfide oxidoreductase activity
Source: RefSeq, a predicted model, not a curated record
ACGCCCCAGUUUAUCACAAUCCGCCCUUGGCGCAAUUUCGCGACAGGUUCAGCUUGAGAAUUGCCGAAGCCUUGAGCAUUUUCUGGGAGUGCCUAUUUGCUAUUUCGGAGUUGUACGUAGUGCUCGACGCGACGGGUGGGCAGGCGAGCACCAUGGCUGUGGCCAAGGCUCAGGCUCUCAUCAGCCAGAAUGCAGUUGUUGUUUUCAGCAAGAGCUACUGCCCCUUCUGCUUGAGGGUGAAGUCUCUAUUGAAAAGUAUUGGCGCAGAAAUGAAAGUUGUGGAACUCGACGAAGAAAGUGAUGGAAGUGAUAUCCAAGCCGCUCUCGCCAAGCUGUCGGGACAACGCACUGUGCCUAACGUCUUCAUUGGUGGCCAGCACAUAGGAGGCCGUGAUGAUACGACCGCGAUGCACAAAAAGGGGCAGUUGUUGCCACUGUUGAAUGGUGCUGGAGCUUUGAAACCUGUAACUGCGUAGAUAUUUUGGUGGAUGAGAUGUGAUUGUAACAAUUUAUAGUUUUUUUAUUUAUAGUCGAGACAUAUGCAAUUAUGCAAAUUCUUCACUGGUUUUGCUCCAAUGAGAUAGCAUUCUUAGACCACACAUCUGAAAUGACUAGUUUUCUAUGUGGAGAGUUUCUGUUCCGAUGUUGAAUUUCAUUUGCCUGCUGUGAAGUAUACAGAGAAAAGAAUGUCACUACAAUUUGUAUACGUGACGUUGGAGUGAAACAUGAAAAUUGGAAAGAACCUAAAUUUACCCAUGUGGUCAAGAAGAAA